Molecule: messenger RNA, 1575 nt
Organism: Crotalus tigris (Tiger rattlesnake)
Lineage: Eukaryota; Metazoa; Chordata; Lepidosauria; Squamata; Viperidae
Gene: VAMP3
Product: vesicle associated membrane protein 3
Exons: 5
Coding region: 113-421 (102 amino acids)
Biological process (GO): vesicle fusion; SNARE complex assembly; vesicle-mediated transport
Cellular component (GO): SNARE complex; plasma membrane
Molecular function (GO): SNAP receptor activity; syntaxin-1 binding
Source: RefSeq, a predicted model, not a curated record
ACGGCCCGCCCCGGACCCACCCCGGCGCCCGGGUGCAAAAGUCCCCGUAGCUGCCACUUCUCCUCCUCCUCCUCCUCCGCCUGGGUGUGCGCGAAGAGCGGCCGCCGCCGAGAUGUCUGGGGAUCCCGUAGCAGGCGCUGCCUUGGGCAGCAACCGACGUCUUCAGCAGACGCAGAAUCAAGUUGAUGAAGUGGUGGAUAUCAUGAGGGUCAAUGUGGACAAGGUUUUGGAGAGGGAUCAGAAGCUGUCCGAGCUGGACGAUCGUGCUGACGCCUUGCAAGCGGGAGCCGCUCAGUUUGAGACGAAUGCGGCCAAACUCAAAAGAAAAUACUGGUGGAAGAACUGCAAGAUGUGGGCCAUACUGGUCGCAGUGGUGGUGGUGAUCCUCAUAAUUAUCAUUGUUUGGAGUGUGUACGGGUGAUCCAGCAGAACGUAAAAGUUGUGUUCCACAUGCAAAAAAACUCUUCCAUCCGACCUGCUCUGUUGCCAAGCUUUUUGUAUGGGUGCACAAAUCAUUUAUUCUGGACUGCUGUGUUUAUAACUCUUUAUGUAGUUUGAGCGAUAAGACUGCAAGCUGCAGGAGAAAACCUCACGCCUCCUUUUUGAUCAUGUGCUAAAAAUUGUCAUUUUUGGGAUAAAUCGAUAUUAUUCCUCUCCUGGUUAGACCAUUGAGAAGUGGGAUUGGUUUAUGUUCCUGCUUUUCCUACAAUUAAUAAUUAUUUUUAUCCACAAUUGUGACAUAGAGAACCACGUUGCCUUCAUUAAAUCACAGCAAUUAAUCAAGGGGAGCAGGCCACAACGAGCAAACACUAGUCUUUUUAAGCUGAUUUUAAGUCUCUUGCAAAGAGUUGCACACUUGGUGGAGUUAAAAUAAACACCGUGAACCUAGAGGCCUUUUAGGUGCAAACCUAGUUGAAUGUCGGUUGUUACAACUUAGUGCCUUGUUUGGAUCUGAAUUGAACUGCCUGUUGCUCAGAUGCAGUGAAUGUGGUUGCACAAUUGCAAGCAAAAAAAUAAAAAUAAAAACCACAAGGGCUUUUCAGAAGAAUUCUGACUUUUUGCAACAGUUGUUCUGCAUCGGCAAUCUAGUAAUUCUGUUUUUUAGAUGCCCCCACUUUCCAAUGAGGCUUAUUCUUUUAUUGAUCAAGUCUCUGUGUGGCUUUUCCACUUUUCAUUUCCUAUAUUUGUCUUACUCCUCUCCGUUUAGCACCCCAAAUAGGGCACAAAUACCAACAGUUAAUCCCAUGAAGUAUUCAAGCUGUCUCAUCAGAUUAUUUUUCAACUUGCUUAUAUUUCUGAUUUAUUCUUAUUUUUUGAAUACUUUUGUAUAGGUUAAAAAAAAACGCCGUGAUUUUGAAACACUGAAAAUAAGCUUUUCCUGCCUAGAUUACUGUACUUAUUAUUGUAGUUCUUCUUACCAAUUCCUCACUCAGCCAGACUUGAAUGAAUGUGUUUUUCUACUACUAACAUGGAAUCUUCGUUGUCUGCCAGGCAGAAAAGUUUUCAACAAUCCGGUGGAUCGAGCAGCUGAACUUUUAUUGUAGCUAUUUAAUAAAGAGCGAUUGUCAAUCCGGU